CUGUGCAAAUUAUAAGAAAGCCGCGUCAAGAGGAGAGCUAAAAAAGUAUUAUUUCUACACAUUUAGUGUAAAAUUACAUGAAAAAUACAUUUGGUUUUUUAAAUAAUUAACGCAAAAUGGCGUGCACAAAAGUAUUUGUGGGUUCACUUCCCUCUGGAACGAAGCCUUCAGAACUUCGUCAUUUGUUUGAGAGCUAUGGAAUUGUAGUAGAAUGCGACAUUAUGAAUCGUUGCGGAUUCGUGCACAUGAAAAAUGCUGCGAUGGCGGAAAGUGCAAUUAUCGCUUUAAAUGCUACUGAAUUUAAAGGACAAGCUAUUGUGGUCGAAGCUGGUAGACCGAAAGAAAAGAAAGAUUCUCUUGGUCAAUCAAUGGUAAGAGGUGCUUUUAUAGGUAUUAACAGAGGUGGAAGAGUUGGUGCCAUGUGCUUUACUAGAAGCGGUGGCAGUGGCAGUCAUUCUGGAAGCGAUGAUUGCUUUCAAGGAGGCGUGAACUUUCCAGGUAAUCGCGGCGGCUCACAAUUUCGUGGCAAUUAUGGUCGCGGCGGAGCCAGAAGGGGCAAUUUACAAAGCGGUCGUGGGGGUGGUAAUCAGUCCAACACCAGUGGUGCUGGUCCAAUGCGCAAUCAAUCUUUCAAAUCAAGCAGACCUGCACCCUAUCCGGAACAAAUGUCGACUGCUUGUCUGGAUUCUUAUGAAGAAGGUUCCCGUAGCUUUACCUAUUCAGGUAAUCGAAAUGGUCGAGCAAGCAGCAACAAUUUUGCAAAUAACAAAUGGCGUGGAAACAGCUACACCACUACUCCCAAAGCCAACGUUCCUUCUCAAACUGAUUACGAUAAUGCCCCCAUUCAAAGUGAGUGGAGAAGCAAUAGUCAAAAUUAUGGAGGUCGUAACUUCCGAAACGACAAUAGCUCUUCAAGCGGAUUUUCCGGUCAUGCGGGAAAUUCUUCAAAUAACUCCAACUUUAACUCUUACGGAUACAAAGGUACUUUGUCUAGAGGAGGCGGUCAAAAGGAUCGACGUGGAUUUGCUCUACCUACAAAUCAAUCUCAACAGCAGUUCUCCAAUCAGUCGCAACACGGAUCUUAUGAAAGAAAUGGUGGGAACUCGGCUGAUGAAAACGUUAUAUAUCACCAUAGAAGCAACGCAUCCAAUAUGAAUGUAAAUAUGAAUCGCGGUGGUGUCAAUCGUUUUCCUGGUAACCGGGGUGGCUUCUCGGGCAAUCGCGGAGGAGGCCUUGGUUAUGGCAGUAAUAGUUACCAACAGCAAUUUCCACCUUUGGGAUCGUCACGUAACUAUGAGAGUCGCGGUGGUAGCUUCCGCAAUACAUCUCAUCAAAAUGCUCCAAAUCGGCGCUUCUAGAACGAAUGAUAACAUAUGAAGAAACUCCACAAUCAUCAAUUACUUAUUAAGGACACAUUAGAAAUGAAAACCGUUACAAAUUAACAUUUCUAAUUAAAGAAAGAUAUCAAUCGUAAUGCAUAUUUAUACGUAUAAACAUCUGAAAAAAAUUGCAAUAUUUCUUUGUUGUCAAGAUGGCCAGCAUCGAGGCAUCCAUUUGCGGAACGAUGAUUUGGGAAAAUUCCUAUUUGUUGUACAAAAUAUCAAUUGGAAUUUCGCCAUUUGGGAAGUGUAGUUUACAUUAUUAAAAGUAUGAAAAACUACAUUGAAAUUAUAUACCAAAUUAAAUGAUGUUUCG
Glossina fuscipes is the source of this 1695-nucleotide messenger RNA. Its product is annotated as probable serine/threonine-protein kinase clkA. Gene Ontology annotation, molecular function: mRNA binding. The record is from RefSeq and is a predicted model, not a curated record. Gene Ontology annotation, cellular component: cytosol. The coding region runs from base 117 to 1358 and encodes 413 amino acids. Lineage: Eukaryota; Metazoa; Arthropoda; Insecta; Diptera; Glossinidae. The transcript is spliced from 5 exons.